UCAUUCGUUUAAUAGCCAUUGACAAGAUCAGACUUCAGAGUCAUAUAAUCUUCCGCACACGAAACACACAACCCAUUUGUAUUUUCUACUGUCCGAUCCUCUGGCGCUGCGCUAAAAAAAGACAAUAAUUGUGCGUUUACAUUUUUUGAAAACAAUACAACUUGGUGAUUAAGAGUGUGGCUGCGGCAGCGGCAGUGGCAGUGGUUAUUAAAAAUCGAUCUCGUCAUACGAAAAUUCCCAUGUUAGGGUUUUUUUUUCUUUCCAAUAAUCUGAAUAAACUCGACUUGCUUUUUGAUCGCACAUAAUAAGCCCGUACAAGUUAUUGGCAUUGAUCAGUGUGAGUCUUUUGUUGAAUGUUGAUAGUCGAUUAAAGUUGGUUGCCAAAAUGUUAAUGUGGUUCUAUGUUUUAACAACGACGACGGUGCUCUGCUGCAGUUCUGUCUCUGCUCAAGAUCUCCCCCCGAAUAUCGCCGGAGUGAUUGCGGAUAUUUUCAAUUCAAACGCAACAACAACACAACGACCGGUUGCUACUCGACGGCCGGGAUUCGGCGACAUUGUGACGUCUGAGCCGAUUACUGCAACUUCGCAACCUCAAAUUCUGAAGACUGACGAUGGAGUGAAGUGCACUUGCGUGCCGUACUAUCUCUGUCGGCCGGGAGAUAACACUCUGCGAGAUGAUGGAGAAGUUGACGGUUUUGGAAAAAUUGACAUACGCUUCGACCCCUAUAGCUGUCAGCAUUAUUUGGACAUUUGUUGCAUAGAUAAUCGGACAGUGUCAGAACCAAUUAAAACAACACCGGUUGUUAAUCGGCCAAACCAGCCCACCGGAUGUGGUAUUCGUAAUGCAAAUGUUGACUUUGAGAUAACCGGAAACAACGAUAACGAAGCUAAUUUUGGCGAACUUCCAUGGACUGUUGCUCUUUUGAGUACCGACAAUGAAGAGUACUUCUGUGCAGGCUCCUUAAUACAUCCCCAAGUGGUGCUGACCGCUGCGCAUUGUGUAAGGAAAUACGGACCGAAUCAGUUUAAGGCCCGUGCCGGUGAAUGGGAUUCCCAAACAACGAGGGAGCGUUUGCCGUUCCAGGAGCUCAAUGCCCAACAAAUAAUAAUGCAUCCAGGUUUCAAUCCCCAAAAUGUAGCCAAUGACUUCGCCCUGGUGGUGAUGAGUCAGCCAUUUGUUCUAGCAGAUCAUAUCAACGUUGUUUGCCUGCCAGCACCGAAUGUGGUACCUGCCGCGGGAGAGACGUGCCUCUCCAGCGGAUGGGGUCGUGAUAAAUUUGGGAGUGCUGGAAAGUACAGUGUGAUUAUGAAACGAGUUCCACUGCCAGUGGUAGAGUUCGGCCAAUGUCAGUCUGUGUUCCGGGCAUCACGACUUGGCAAAUACUUCGUACUCGAUCCUUCUUUCAUGUGUGCAGGUGGUCAACAAGGCGUGGACACUUGUACCGGUGACGGAGGUGGUCCGCUGGUAUGCUCAGCAGAUGCUUCUCAGAACAGAUAUUAUCAAAGUGGUAUUGUGGCAUGGGGCUUAGGCUGCAAUGACCCCAUUCCUGCAGCUUAUGCAAGUGUUGCACUGGCCCGAACUUGGAUUGAUGAGGAAAUGAAUAAGCUAGGAUAUGGAGUUUCUUCGUAUAGCUAUUAAGUGGAAAUGUAUGUGUGAUUAUGUUAAACAAAAAAAUUAAUUGAAACAGA
Messenger RNA from Eupeodes corollae, 1689 nucleotides. Its product is annotated as phenoloxidase-activating factor 2. The record is from RefSeq and is a predicted model, not a curated record. NCBI's taxonomy places the organism in Eukaryota, Metazoa, Arthropoda, Insecta, Diptera, Syrphidae. The transcript has 2 exons. Gene Ontology annotation, biological process: proteolysis. Gene Ontology annotation, molecular function: serine-type endopeptidase activity. The coding region runs from base 386 to 1639 and encodes 417 amino acids.